This is a messenger RNA of Entelurus aequoreus (snake pipefish), 4162 nucleotides long. It is a transcript of the gene dgkg, whose product is annotated as diacylglycerol kinase beta. Gene Ontology annotation, biological process: lipid phosphorylation; intracellular signal transduction; diacylglycerol metabolic process. Gene Ontology annotation, cellular component: plasma membrane. The record is from RefSeq and is a predicted model, not a curated record. The coding region runs from base 946 to 3579 and encodes 877 amino acids. Lineage: Eukaryota; Metazoa; Chordata; Actinopteri; Syngnathiformes; Syngnathidae. The transcript is spliced from 25 exons. Gene Ontology annotation, molecular function: calcium ion binding; ATP-dependent diacylglycerol kinase activity.
AAUAUCAAACACACACAACAUAUUAACUAUUUUAAUAUUAAUUUCAAAAAACUCGAUGUGUAUACUAUUUUAAUUACUGGCGCGGAUUCGAACCCGCUUUUCCCCGGCUGCUGGGUCCUCCAGCUCCUCCACUGGUAGCGCACCCAGACACGCCCCUGCUCGCGCUGGGCGCAGCACGCCCAUGCAGCGACAAGGCUGCAGGCAAUCAGGAAUCAGCACACCUGGGACUAAUGAGAGGGAGCGGCAUAAAGACCAGCUGACCCGAGGAACCUUUGCCAGAACGUAGCCUAUCUUCACAGUAAGCAUCACAUCUGGCAUCACUCCCUCGUUCUUUGCUCGCCUUCUCUGUGCCCCUUCCUUGUUCCCGAGUUUAUGUCCCCUGUGUCUUCCACAGUAUCUUUCCCGUCUCCUGUGAUCGAGUAUUGCUGCUGGACUUCCAUCCGGAUUUCUGACUGCCUUCCCUGAUCCUCGACCCCUGCUUGGACACGGACAUCGUUGCCUCUCUCCAACCCUCGACUGCUUGCCUCCCCACGGACUGCCUCUUCGCCUUGCCCCCUUGGUUCGACGAAGGAGUCAUCCAACACGCACAGACAACAACCCCUGAAUGAGGAGAGUGUGAGCGAGUGCUGCAUGGUAUGUUCUCUAGGAGGAUGUGUGACGUCAGGAUAAGGUCUUCCAGUGGCAGAGGACAGGACAUCCAGAAGAUGUGAGCAUGAAGGUCUUUUCUGCUGAGUGGUUGCUCAGAUGACAGUCAGACCCUUUUCCAUCCUCUUCAUCAUCAUCAUCAUCAUGGCCCCCGGUGGACAAAAAACUCUUCAAGAGGCUGAGGAACAUGACCAGAGCGGGGAGGACUUCCUGUAGGCUGUCCAGCUGAAUGAAGGAUCGAGCCCACGAGGAUCGCACCUUGGCGCGCUCGUAGCCCCGCCCCCUUUCCCGGCAGGCAGGAUGGGAGACGGGAGCUGGGUGUGUCUGAGCCCCGACGAGUUCAAGCAGCUGCAGCAGUACAGCGAGUACUCCACUAAGAAGCUGAAGGAUGUUCUGGAAGAGUUCCAUGGCGAAGGAGACCUCGCCAAAUACAACCCUGAGCAGCAAAUGGACUAUGAAGGUUUCCAGCUCUUCAUGACUUCCUACCUGGACAAGAACAUCCCUGAGCAGCUGUGUCAGCGCAUUUUCACCUCCUUCAAGAGCAAGACAGGAAACAUCUCUCCUGAAAACCAACGUCCCACAUCACACAACCUGCUGGGCAUGAAUGGUAGAAGCACCCCGUCUGUGAUGUUGGGACAUCGCCCCGAGCACGCGGGCAGCACGGGCCCCGCCUCGUCCCCUUGUUGGUCUCGCUCCUCCUCACGAAGGUCCACGGCCGAGGCUGGCACUCCGGAGGGGCCGGGCCGCUCCCCGUCUGGUCGGGUCAGACCCGACAACGCCCCGACCCCCGACGUCGAAGCACCCAGGUCGCCUGUGUCGCCCCUCAAACUUUCCCCCGAGAGAAGUGAGGAACAUCCGUCUCUCCCAAGGAGCCCGUCGCCCCACAGGGGGUCCCCGCAGCCCCAGGUGGUCUUCCUCAAGGACAUCGUCUGCUACCUGUCUCUCCUGGAGCGCGGGACACCCGAGGACAAGCUGGAGUUCAUGUUCCGGCUCUACGACAGGGACGGUAACGGCGUCCUGGACAGUUCUGAGCUGGACCGCAUCAUCAGUCAGAUGGUGCACGUGGCCGAGUACCUGGAAUGGGACUCCACAGAACUGCGGCCGAUUCUGAAGGAAAUGAUGGAGGAGAUCGACUACGACCGAGAUGGGACCGUCACGCUGGAGGAGUGGAUCCGAGGAGGCCUGACCACCAUCCCUUUACUGGUGCUGCUGGGCAUGGACACGAACGUCCAGGAGGACGGUCAGCACGUUUGGCGCCUGAAGCACUUCAACAAGCCGGCCUACUGUAACUUGUGCCACGCCAUGCUGCUGGGCGUACGCAAGCAGGGCCUCUGCUGCUGCUGUCAGUCCAACAUGGCCGACGAGUGUGUGUGUUGUGUUACAUGUACGACUUCUUGUGCCCCCGCAGUGUGCAAGUACACCGUGCACGAGCGCUGCGUGUCCAAAAACAUCGCCGCCUGCAUCAGCACCUACGCCAAGUCUCGUAGACACACCCAGGCCUUGCAGCACGUGUGGAUGGAGGGUAACUCGCCCAGCAAGUGCGAUCGCUGCCACAGGAGCAUCAAGUGUUACCAAGGCCUCACCGGCCUCCACUGCGUGUGGUGCCACAUCACUCUGCACAACAAAUGUUCUUCUCACCUGAAACCUGAAUGUGAUGGAGGAGCCUUGAAGGACCACACUCUACUUCCUUCUUACAUCUGCCCCGCUGUCCUGGACCGCCAGACUGUGGUCAAACGUAGCGAAGGCGAGUCGCCGCCGAGCACCAGCCCGGACGACGUCGCCCACACCUUGAAAUUGUCCCCGGUAGAAGGACAAGCGUUGCAGAUCUCACCCCUCCCAGGCACGCACCCCCUGCUGGUGCUGGUCAACCCCAAGAGUGGGGGCAGACAAGGAGAACGCGUUCUCAGGAAGUUCCGCUACCUUCUGAACCCGCGGCAGGUGCACAGUUUGGAGCAAGGUGGCCCUGCAGCCGGGCUCAACUUCUUCCGCGACGUUCCCAACUUCCGCGUGCUAGCAUGUGGCGGUGACGGCACCGUGGGCUGGAUCCUGGACUGCAUAGACAAGGCCAACUUGGCACAGCACCCCCCGGUGGCCAUCCUCCCUCUGGGCACCGGCAACGACCUGGCACGCUGUCUACGCUGGGGGGGAGGUUACGAAGGUGGCAGCCUGCUGAAGUUCCUGCGAGACGUGGAGCACAGCAGCGAGGUUCUCCUGGACCGCUGGACCAUCGACAUCGUGGCCGAGGACGGGCGGGACCAGGGCGACCCGGUGCCAUACAACAUCGUCAACAACUACUUCUCCAUCGGCGUGGACGCGUCCAUCGCUCAUCGCUUCCAUGUGAUGCGAGAGAAGCACCCUGAGAAGUUCAACAGCAGGAUGAAGAACAAGCUGUGGUACUUUGAGUUUGGCACCACAGAGACUCUUUCCUCCACCUGCAAGAAGAUCAACCAGUGCAUCCAGGUGGAGUGUGAUGGCAUCAUUUUGGACCUCAGCAACGCGUCCUUGGAAGGCGUGGCCGUGCUCAACAUUCCCAGCAUGCACGGCGGCUCCAACCUGUGGGGUGAGUCCAAGAAGAGGAGGAAGUACAAGCGCACGAGCAGGAAGUUUCCUGACAGCAGAACCCUCACCGACCCCAAGGAACUCAAGUUUUGCAUGCAAGACUUCAGCGACCAGCUGCUGGAGGUGGUGGGUCUGGAAGGCGCCAUGGAGAUGGGUCAGAUCUACACGGGACUGAAGAGCGCCGGACGUCGGCUGGCUCAGUGCACCAAUGUCACCAUCAGGACUUCCAGACCACUGCCCAUGCAGAUUGAUGGCGAGCCCUGGAUGCAGACGCCAUGCACGAUCCGCAUCACGCACAAGAACCGAGUCCCCAUGCUGCUGGGUCUCCCUCAGAGGACACCGUUCCUCUUCUUCCACAAGCGCAGUCGGGACUAAAAGGCGUCCACAAGCGCCAAUGGAUUUUAAGACGCGCCACGAAGCCUGCUGAGAAGAAGUUCUUCAUGAAGGACACAAAGCUGCUGCUUGUGGGCAGAAGAAGAAGAAGAAGAACAAGUUCUUCAUCCACCAUUCAAGAUUUUCUUGAAACAACCAUUAAGUGUGGACUUGAAAUGUUGCGAUCAGAUCUUGGAUUGGUCCAAUCACCGGACUUCCUCUCAGGGACGGACUUCCAGAACUCUGCCGGUCUCAUUGGCCCAAGUCCUGCAGGACUCUUUCUAAAUCUAUCCUGCCUUUUCACUAUGGAAGGUCACAAGGAAAUAAAGAAAUAAUUCUUAAAAUCAUAUUUAAUGUGUCAAAAGUUCAUUAAAAUUGGAAUAAAUAAAUAAGUGCGUAAUAAGUAAAAGUAAAUUUGUUCAUGUUUAAUUAUUUAACAAUUAAAACAUUUUUAAUAUAUUAAAUUAUAUCACAAUUUAAUUAUUUAUUUUACUUUUUGGUUAUUUCAUGUUUUAAUUAAUUAUUUCAUUGUUCAAAAAGUUUCAAGCUUUAAUUAAAUAUUGGUUGAAUUGACAGCAUUUUUGUA